Molecule: messenger RNA, 1308 nt
Organism: Emiliania huxleyi CCMP1516
Lineage: Eukaryota; Haptophyta; Isochrysidales; Noelaerhabdaceae
Exons: 1
Coding region: 1-1308 (435 amino acids)
Molecular function (GO): calcium ion binding
Source: RefSeq, a predicted model, not a curated record
AUGUCAGCCUACCUCGUCCACGUCAAGUCGGCUGAGAAGCUCCGCAAUGCCGAUGGUUUCUUUGGGAAGUCGGACCCCUACGUCCGCCUCCACCUCAACGGCACGUCUGACAAGUUCACAACCAAGAUCAUCGCGAAUGAUUUGAAUCCGAAAUGGGACGAGUGCUUCCUGAUCGUGCCGGGGAACACAGGAGCUGUGCCUAGCCUUGCCUGCACCGUGUGGGACUCAGACAAGGGCAUUGUCGUCGAUGGCUCGGACGACUUUUUGGGUGGCCACGAGUUCAACCUCGCCGAACAGGUCGGGGAGACGAAUGGCUGGCGCGAAAUGCGGGCCGUUCUGAACGGCCAUAAGGCAAAGGGAUUUUUGAACCUCGCAGUGAAGCGAUACUGCGCGCUCUCCAUCACCCUGGACUCAGCCCGCAAGCUUCGAAACGCCGACGGCAUGUUUGGCAAGUCCGACCCCUUCGCCAGGCUCGUCGGUCUGGUGGAGGAGGCGGGCGGCAGCAAGGCGCAGUGGGGCACAACCAAGGUGGUAAAAAAUCAACUCAACCCUGUGUGGGGCGAGUCCUUCACCAUAGAUGUGCUGCACCGCAUGUCGCGCGGUGGUCGGCUCCGCCGCCUGCAGAUCGCUGUCAAGGACUAUGACGGGCCCGGCACCUUCUCCUCGGCCAAGGAGGACGACCUGGGUACUGCAAACGUGCCUUGGCGCGAGCUCUUCAGCGCCGAGCCCAGGCGCACGACCCUCGGCCUCAAGUUCAAGGGCAGCGAGAAGGGGAGCGUCAAUGUCGCCAUUACGCCCGCCGCGCCGCCCGGCGCCGCGUCGACGAAGCCGCAAGCAGCGGGCGAGCGGCUGUCAGCGGCAGAGGAGCGGGUGCGCGAGCUCGAGGCGGCCGUGCGGAUCAAGGAACUGGAGGAGCGCCUCUCGCGAUCUGUCAGCCCGGUCAGUCAGCGCCAGUCCGCCGAGGACCUGCAGCAGGACCCGCAGCAGGCGCGCAUCCGAGCCCUCGAGGAGCAGCUCGCGGCGGCGUCGAUGGGCUCCAGCCCGCCACAGCAGCUCUACCCGGCAGUCGCGCCGCAGCCGACCUACGCGCCGGCGCCGAUGCCGCAGCCGACCUACGCACCGGCGCCGGUGCCGCAGCCGUACUACCCGCCGGCUCCACCGGCGCCGGCGCUGCUUUCUGUGCGCGUGCCGGCCGGCUACGGGCCCGGGAUGCAAAUCAUAGUCAGGACGCCCGCGGGCCAGCAGGUUCCGGUCCAGAUUCCUCAGGGCGUGUUCCAGGGGAUGGAGUUUCGCGUACAGGUGAGCUAG